GUGUGGCACCUGCUCAAACGUCAUUUAGACGUGUGUGCUCUUAUUUGUCCUUUUUUCGGUGUUUGUUGCCAUGGAAAACUCCAGCUAGGACACCAAAGCGCGACAUCUGGAACGUUUCCUCGCCGCACUCUCCCCGGCUCCGCUGCCAGAAGUUCGUUUCAGGGGGGUAUUGUUCGGUUUUCAGACCGGUGCCCGCAGCGGGCGCGAGUGACGGAGCGUGGCCGACCGGCCGUUGGAUGCGUCUUUCGUUUCAGACUCGGAACGUCUCAGGUUUGACGAGCCAACGUUGACAUGGCCUGUGCCCAGCUGGACGGCUCCACUUUCCUGCAGGAUGAGCUCACUUGCCCAGUGUGCCUCGAUAUGUACCGCGAUCCUUUCAUACUCACGUGUGGUCACGUCCUCUGCAAGCAAUGCCUGGACCGCUUGAAGGAGCGCACCGAUGGACGGUGCUUCUACUGCCCCGAGUGCCGCCACUGCCAUCAUAUUAAGACCAAGUCCUUCAGAGUUCUCAAACUAGCCCACAUCGCGGAUGAGCUGCGAUAUCAGCGCAAGCUUUCGGCCACAGUUGGCAAAAUAUUGAAAGUCAGGGAAUGUUGGGGACCUUCACAAGAAGCACCACAGUCCAGAGGGUGCACUGCUGUCCCGUGUGACUACUGCCCGUUUGCUUGCUCGGAGGAAAUGGGAAGCAGCACCUCCGACAAUGGAUCCUCUGCUUCUGUUAUCGAGGACUGUGAAGACAAAGCCAGAGCUUCAUCCGUUCCUGCUGUCAAGACGUGCCUGAAGUGUGAAGUGUCAAUGUGCGCGGAGCACUUGAAGCCACAUCGCGAAUUACCAGCGUUUCGCAAUCAUCAGCUUACGGAACCAAUGACUGACUUCUGGAGGAGGAAGUGUCCCACUCAUAAUAUCAUCUACAGCCACUACUGUAUGGACCACAAGGUGUAUCUAUGCAACAUCUGCAGCACAGGGCACUCGGGACACAAUGUCAGGACCCUGGAAAAUGCCAUGAAAGAUAUUAAGGUUUGGCUGUUCAAUGACCUUUGCCGUCUUGAGAAAUCGUACAGCUUGACUGAGAAAACCCUGAAAGAGCAGGAGGAGAAUGAGAGGCGGACAAAGAGUUUCCUGGAUACCUUCUUGACAGAGCUCAUGGGGAAGCUCCAGGACAUGGUUCUGACUUACGUCCGCCAACUGCAAGACAUGAUCGCCUUUCAUUACCAAAUCAGUGCCGACAGCAUUCAGGAAAACAUCUCAAGAAUCCUGGUGGACCAAGCCCGUCUGCAAGAUGUCCGCUGUGCCAUUGAGUCCCUUCUGCUCGAAAAUGACUCGUUCCGCCUCAUCGAGGACUAUCAGAUAAAAAGAAAUGAAUUCACAGAGAAGCUCCAACAAAACCUGUCUGAAUUGGAGCGCUCACACUUUCCCCUGGAGGAGGUGACGACCUUGAUCAAAAAUAAAACAAAUGCUUUCAUUCACGAGGAACUACUGAGCAUGGUGGCUGAGAAUACUGCUACCUUCACAUCGCUGUGCCACCCACUCGAAGAAAGUCCAGUGGGUGAUUUCAGAAGUUCUGAGGAAGACAUUGAUGAUGAUCUGGCCUUCGAUGUUCUCCAUCCUAACAUCCCAGAGGAGGUUUUAGAGAACAAUGAUCACAGCACCGAUGAAGCUGAAGAAGAAGACUUUGAGAGUGAUGAGGGGGAUGAUGAUGGCCUGUUCAGUGAUGUUACCGACCCAGGAGAAGAAGAAGAGGAAGAAGAAGAAGAAGAGGAGGAGGAGGAGGAGGAGGAAGAGGGGUACGUUGAUGAGGAUGAGGCAGAGGAACAUGAGGAGGAAGACGAAGAGCAGGGUGGUGAGGAGGAAGAUGGAGAGGAAAAUGAAUAUGAAUAUGGGAGUUCUGACGCUGAACAGAAUAACGAUGAAUAAAAAAAUGUGAAGUUUAUCAGUGAAGAUGGAUAAAAAUAAUUUUAUUUUAUCAUACCCUUGAACUGUUCAGCUCUGUUUUUUCACCACUCAAGCUGUCAUUUCUGUUGUUGUCAGCGUGGCUUCUGGGAAGUGUUGUUUUCAGCCCUUUACUUCCUGUAAGAGUACUUCUUAAAGAAUGUCAAAAUAAUACUCAAUAAAGCU
Molecule: messenger RNA, 2115 nt
Organism: Synchiropus splendidus (mandarinfish)
Lineage: Eukaryota; Metazoa; Chordata; Actinopteri; Syngnathiformes; Callionymidae
Exons: 8
Coding region: 292-1914 (540 amino acids)
Molecular function (GO): zinc ion binding
Source: RefSeq, a predicted model, not a curated record